UCUAAAACUUUCGUUGCAAGUUUGACAGUCGCAAAACGACAUUUCCAUUUCAAAGCGACGAUGAGCUUUGAUUCAUCCCGUUCUGCGAAUUCCGGCUCCAAAUCUAAACGUAGUCUCAGUUCAAACCCUACAAGCAGCAAUACCAGUAGUAAAAGGAAGAAGACGAGCCAGAAAACCCUAGGCAUGGCUUGGGGGGCCAAUUCUCGCUCUUCUUCGCGCCCUGCCUUCAGCCACUCUCCUUUCUCCGAUUUCGGCAGUUACAUGGCCGUCAAGAAUCGAAAGUUACACCAACAAUUUGAUGCCGAGGCUUCGAGCUCUUCCUACAGUGGGACAAGUUCUUCAAAGGAAUCAAGACCAAUAUUUCAAGGAGUUUCAAUUUUUGUAGAUGGAUAUACUGUUCCUUCCAAUCAGGAACUUCGAGGUUAUAUGUUGAGGUAUGGAGGGAACUUUGAAAAUUAUUUUUCAAGGCAUCGUGUCACUCAUAUAAUAUGCAGUAAUCUUCCUGAGAGCAAAAUCAAGAAUGUGAGGUCCUUUAGUUGUGGACUUCCCGUAGUUAAACCUGCUUGGGUGCUGGAUUCCAUUGCUGCUAAUAGACUUUUGAGCUGGGUUCCUUAUCAGCUGGAACAGGUUGCAAGCGAAGCUAGUAACCAACCAAAGUUGUCUGCCUUCUUUACAUCAAAAAACUGCACACCUGCUAUUCUAGAAAAGUGCUCAACUGACCAGGCAAUAUCUAAAGGUGAUACACCAUUGAUGGAAGGCAGCGUCAGUGAGAGUGGUAAUUCUUCUGGAGUAAGGGGUUCUGUAGACGAUUCAAAUGCAUGCAAUCCAGAAUCUAGUGACCCCAGUCAUGUGAGCGCUAUUGGAGCUGAAGCUGAAGAGUCAUCUUGCAGUGGCAGUGGAAGCGGAAGCUACAAUGCAUCCCACCCUAGUACUCUUAAUGCUUCUGAUGACUGCCAAGAUGAGAUUGAUAAGGGGGAAUCAAUUUUAAAAACUUCUAGGCCUUCUAAUAAGCAGCAUUCAACUCUAGUGGAUUCUAAUUUCGUGGAGAAUUAUUUCAAGAACUCAAGGUUGCAUUUUAUUGGUACCUGGAGAAACCGGUAUCGUAAGCGUUUUCCAAGCUCUUCUGGUGGAUUUAGAUGCAUUACUGUUAAUUCUGCAGCCAAACCUCAGGCUACUUCCAUAAUUCAUGUGGACAUGGAUUGCUUUUUUGUGUCAGUGGUUGUCAGGAACCACCCUGAGUUGCAGGGAAAACCUGUUGCCAUUUGCCAUUCAGAUAAUCCGCGUGGAACAGCAGAAAUUUCAUCUGCAAAUUAUCCUGCUAGGAAUUAUGGAGUUAAGGCUGGAAUGUUUGUAAGAGAUGCUAAGGCUCUUUGCCCUCAACUUGUCAUUCUUUCUUAUGACUUUGAAGCUUAUGAGGAGGUGGCUGACAAGUUUUAUGACAUUUUGCAUAAGCACUGCAAGAAAGUUCAGGCCGUCAGUUGUGAUGAAGCAUUUUUAGAUGCCACUGACUCAGGGGUGGAGGACAUUCAAGCAUUUGUCAGACUGAUCAGGAAGGAAAUUGUUGAGAUAACAGGAUGCACUGCAAGUGCCGGUAUUGCUGGAAAUAUGCUUAUGGCCCGUCUUGCUACCCGAACUGCAAAACCUGAUGGACAAUGUUGUAUCCCUCCUGAGAAGGUUGAAGAGUAUCUACAUGAACUUCCAGUAAAAGCCCUCCCUGGAAUCGGUUAUGUCUUGGAAGAGAAACUGAGAAAGCGAGAAAUUACCACUUGUGGGCAGCUGCAGAUUAUAUCCAAGGAAUCACUUCAGAAGGACUUUGGUAUCAAAACCGGUAAUAUGUUGUGGAACUAUAGUAGAGGGAUUGACAACCGGUUGGUUGGAAUGGCUCAGGAAAACAAGUCAAUAGGUGCUGAUGUAAACUGGGGUGUGAGGUUCAAAGAUUUAAAAGAUGCUCAGCAUUUCUUAGGGAAGCUCUCUGAAGAGGUUUCAUUGCGUCUGCAGGGAUGUGGAGUUAAAGGCCGCACUUUUACCCUCAAGAUAAAGAAGAGGAAGGUUGAUGCUGGGGAGCCAGCAAAAUAUUUGGGCCAUGGAAUCUGUGACAACCUGAGCCACUCUACCACGGUGCCAAUGGCUACAGAUGAGGCUGACGUGCUUCGUAGGAUAGCUUCUCAGCUCUUUGGACAUUUCCAAAUAGAUGUAGAGGAUAUAAGAGGAAUGGGCUUGCAAGUUACAAAACUUGAAAUGACGGAAAAUGCAAAACAAGGUAAUGAGAAGAACACCAUUCGUGCUUGGCUUUCUUCUACCACGACAAAGGGCAGUAACCAUUUAAAAAGUAGUCCGGCAAAGGGUGCUGACACAGAUGAUGAUAUUCAAAGCGUUGAUGAAGACUCUGCCCCUUUGUGCAGUGAUUCAAUUGGACCUUUGGUUCAAAGGAAUGCUAGGUUGUCCACUGGUAAUGUUGGUAAUAGACAAGAUGCAGCUCUCCCUCCUAUGCAUGAUCUGGAUGUGAGUGUUAUAGAGUCUCUUCCUCCUGAGCUUCUUUCAGAAAUAAACAACAUGUACAAUGGGAAACUAUUGAGAUUUAUUUCAGAGAAGAAAAACAAUAGUGCUGAUAUAUGCCCCAACAAUUUUGAAGGUCCAUCAGAGAAAGUUUUGGCCAGUUAUGAGGUGCAUCCAUAUAACAAGGAGGAAGUUCAAUCAGUCUCUUUCUCUAAUAAAUUGACUGUUGAUGAGAAAACUGGGCCAGUCUCUGUAUCUGGUGUAGAGAAAUCAAAUAUGAUUAUUAAUGCUUCUGCUGCUGCGGACACAUGUAUAAUGCCCUCAUCUCUAAGUCAAGUAGAUACCUCAGUUUUGCAGCAGCUGCCUGAGGAGUUGAAGACGGACAUACUUGAGCUCCUUCCCCCACAUAGGACAGGCGUGCCACUGUCAGAUGCUUCCCUAAAGUAUGUUGAUAACCCGGACAGUUCAAGGGAUUCUAUUCUAAGCAAUGAACUCUGGGUUGGACAUCCACCUAAAUGGGUUGACAAAUUCAUAGUUAGUAAUUGCUGGAUCUUGAAGAUUUUUGCUGAGGCUUAUUGUAAAGCAGGACCAAAGAACCUGUUAUCAUCAAUACUGCAGAAGUUUAUAUCUGGAAUAUGUGUACCUGAAGAAGUGGGUACUGAUGGAUGGUGUGAUGCUGUUAGUUGCAUGUGUGAACUUGUCAAGCAAUAUGUUGAACUAAAAAUUGAAACAGACAUUGAAGAGGUUUAUGUUUGUUCCUGCCUUUUAAGAAGAUUAACUACAAGGUCAAAAGUUUUCCAUGAAGUUUACAACAGCCUGCUUCCUUACCUUCAGGCAUCUGUUAGCGAGAAGUAUGGGGGAAGUCUACAGCUCUCUCCCGUGAAGGACUAAUUUAUUACAAGUGACCUCUUCUUUUGUCGAAGAUGGUGGCAAGACCUGAUAAUCAGAAAACCACCUUCAGAAUUCCAACUAUGCUGUUUAAUCUGGGAAGGACUCUGGCCACCGACAGCUCAAGGCCGCUCGCUUCUACUCUACAUAUAGCUUUUGGCAGUCUUUGCUGUGCCCCAGCAGCAGGAAAAAUGCCAUUGUUUGUGGGUUGUUAUGCUCUAUCAUGCCUUCAUUUCCCUACACCCUGUGCAGCUUAGUUGGAGCCCAUAGAAGUCAAACUCUGGUCAGGGAUGUUUGUUGAAUCAAAUAUUGAAACCAACCAGAUUGACAGGUAACAAGUGCGUUUGGCUUCAAUUACGGAGUAGUAUCUUUAAUUAUCUUUUAAUCAGGAAAGUACAGGGAAAAAAUAGAGACUGAGGAUACACGUAAAUUAUUGUUCAAAUUGUUAUUAAAACUAUGAAUAAGAAUUAUUCAAAUUUUGUUAGCUAUGGAAUAAUGAAUAAUAUAUCUGUGAAUUAUCAAA
Molecule: messenger RNA, 3907 nt
Organism: Ipomoea triloba (trilobed morning glory)
Lineage: Eukaryota; Viridiplantae; Streptophyta; Magnoliopsida; Solanales; Convolvulaceae
Product: DNA repair protein REV1
Exons: 24
Coding region: 61-3387 (1108 amino acids)
Biological process (GO): error-free translesion synthesis; error-prone translesion synthesis
Cellular component (GO): nucleus
Molecular function (GO): damaged DNA binding; deoxycytidyl transferase activity; DNA-directed DNA polymerase activity
Source: RefSeq, a predicted model, not a curated record